Amorphotheca resinae ATCC 22711 is the source of this 773-nucleotide messenger RNA. RefSeq lists its product as hypothetical. NCBI's taxonomy places the organism in Eukaryota, Fungi, Ascomycota, Leotiomycetes, Helotiales, Amorphothecaceae. Gene Ontology annotation, biological process: endoplasmic reticulum to Golgi vesicle-mediated transport. The transcript is spliced from 3 exons. The record is from RefSeq and is a predicted model, not a curated record. Gene Ontology annotation, cellular component: TRAPP complex. Bases 255 to 707 code for a protein of 150 amino acids.
UCGUCGCGAGCUUUCCAGAAAAUCCAGGGGAUCCUCGAAUUCCGAGCCUCGUCGACGACCAAACCUUCGCACGCCGCUCCGCUAAGAGGCGUAUUCGAAUGCACAUGCGCCAGUUUGACCACAUCCUCCAACUGCCUCAGCACAACCCCGGAUGCUUGAUGUAAGAAGUGUUUGAAUCACCACGCAGCUUCACUGAAGCUUGAAUUACCCGUCAGCCCGCUCUGUUGGCUCUAGGGGGCGCUGAAAACGCAACGAUGGUGGUGUAUGCCUUGAUAAUCAUAAAUAAAGCUGGUGGAUUAAUAUACCAGCGAGAUUUCGCAGAAGGGUUGAAUAAACUGUCUAUCAACGAUUACCUCGUGCUUGCUGGCACCUUUCAUGGCGUACAUGCGAUAAGCACACGUCUCAACCCUUUGCACUCCUCCACCGCGCGCUCCUCCACGGACUCCCGUCCCGAGCCACCCUCUGGGAUUGAGGUCCUCGAGACCGAGAACUUCCGACUACAAUGCUUCAGCACGCUCACUGGAACCAAGUUCCUGUUAUUCACUGAGCCAGACCAGCCAAAUGUGGAUGCGAUCAUCCGGAGGAUUUAUGAGCUGUAUGCGGACUACGUGAUGAAGAAUCCCUUCUAUCAAAUUGAAAUGCCAAUUCGGUGUGAGGUAUUCGAUAGGAGGCUGGGGCAGUACUUGAGGCCGUUGAAUAGCCGGUGAUUUGGGGCAUUGCUGGACGGAAGGAAUAAUAGUCGGACCCCGAGGAAUUGAAGCGUUCCUGGUUCC